AUGACCAGAGUUGCGGGGCCGGAGACGCUUCCGAGUGACGUCAUCGAAUCGGCUGCGCGAACGGUUCAGGCCAUCAGGGAAGCCCAGUGGCAACAACUCCACAGACCACCAGAGCCCGAAGAUGUUUCCAAGACCGAGAGAUCGAACCAAGCGCGUCGAAACUGGCAACGGGCCGUGAGUGUUGCGAAACGAGCAGGCGGGGAUGACGAUCGUCUCACGGGCCCUUCCUCAAGCACGGAGACACGACCGGAAAAUCACACGGAAAUUGCCUCGGGAACCCAGGCCAAAAUGAUGGACGUUCAAUACUUUUUGGAGAUGGUGGAUCUGAAACAUCGACAUGGGAGCAAUCUACGUGCCUAUCACACGUUUUGGCGCAAUUCAUCGUCAAGCCAAAACUUCUUUUAUUGGCUUGAUCAUGGCGAUGGGAAAAGCGUUGAAGUUGCGCAAUGUCCUAGAGACCGCUUGGAGAGGGAACAAGUUCGCUAUCUUACUCGCGACGAGCGCAUGAACUAUUUGGUGACCGUGGACGAAGCGGGUCUGUUCCGAUGGGCCAAAAACAAUGAGCCAGUGUGGACUAGUACAGCCAAAUUCAAGGAUAGUCUUCGAGGGGUCGUCCCCAUUGAUGAAGAUGUUCCACAGUUCCGCGGAAACUCACCGACAUUCGAAUCUGAAUCGAUGGGUGCCUUGUCAUUGUCAUCCUCGUCAUCACCAUCCUCGUUUUCAUCGGGUCAAAGUAUGGGCAGUGUUCUCUCGAAUGAGCAGGAUAAGCCAUUCACCGACGAGGAAUAUAAAGCCGCAAAGAUCAUGAAGAAGGUAGUGCAUGCAAGCCCAAGUGCUGCUGUGAGGCGCCUAUUGGGAAAGUCACCCAAGAAGGAAGAUAUGUGGAUUUUUGUGAGUUGCGAUGGUUUUUCAGAAGUUGGGUAUAAGCUGAACCAUUUCCAGGUCGCGGAUACCUCUUUCCGCCUUUACAUAGGCAUCAAGAAAUCUGGUGCUUUCCAACACUCAUCAUUUCUGCGAGGUGCACGCAUUGCGGCUGCUGGAAUGAUCAAGAUAAAACAUGGCCAACUCCGAAGUCUGGCGCCAAUGAGCGGUCAUUAUCGCCCCCCGGCCGCCAACUUCCGAGCCUUUCACCAUGCCCUGCAGCAACAAGGUGUCGACAUGUCUCAUGUAUCAAUGAGCAAAUCAUAUAUUAUGUUAGCUGGAAUCCAAGGCUACACCAAAACGAAGCGGAAAGUGCGUGCUGCACAUGAGAAGGUGGACGAUACAAAACACAAGCUCCACAAACCCCCGGAAUGA
This is a messenger RNA of Penicillium salamii, 1296 nucleotides long. NCBI's taxonomy places the organism in Eukaryota, Fungi, Ascomycota, Eurotiomycetes, Eurotiales, Aspergillaceae. The record is from the annotation of a GenBank genome assembly.